AACAACACAUAUGAUUGGAUUUGUAUUGAAAAAUUAGAAUUCUAUUCUAAUCAAUUAUUAUUAUUAUUGUGAUGGAACAGGAAAAAUUUCUAGAUAUUACGAUCAAAACAGAUAUCUAUAAUGGAAUUAAAAUCGAUUUACAUCAUUUAUCGGAUGAAAUCCGAUCCAAAUUAACUGUCGAUUCAUUCGAUACAAUUAUUAACGAUAAAAUAAAAGUUUGGAUUGAAAAUGGCCGUAAAUGUAUUUGGUUUAUUGUACCCGGACAACUUUCACAUUUGAUAUCGGUGCUCAUUAAGCAUGGCUUUGAAUUUCAUCAUGCUAAACCAAAUUUCGUAAUGCUUGUCAAAUGGAUCCCAAAUGAAGAAACUCGAAUACCAAAAUUUGCUCAUACCACCGUCGGUGUAGGCGGAUUGGUAUAUGAUCCUGUUAUACAAAAAGUUUUACUCAUCCAAGAAAAAAAUUCUCGAGUAAAAAUGUGGAAAUUUCCUGGUGGCUAUUCUGAACCUGGUGAAGAUAUUGGCAAUACAGCUAUUCGGGAAGUGAAAGAAGAAACUGGGAUUGAUUGUACAUUAAAAUCGAUCAUCUCAUUCAGACAUAAUCACACUGGAAUAUUUGGCUGUUCUGAUUUCUAUUUUGUCUGCUUAUUAUCACCGAUUAAACAAUCAUCGAAAAUAGAAACCUGCCAAAUUGAAAUCGAUGAUUGUCGAUGGUUUCCAUUGAGUGAAGCUCGCCAACAUCUUUGUGGAUUCAAUCGAUAUGUAUUUGAAGAAUUUCUCAAACAAUAUUCUUUUGUUGAAUAUUGUAAUGACUGUAAAGAUAGUUUAGGCGAUACAAUUCAAACAGAAAUCAUUCAUUCACAAUAUGGACCAUUCAAACGUGAUGAACGUGUUUAUUCAGUACGAAAAAGUGGACAAUAAAUUUUGGAUUUGUUUUCUCAUUGAUUACAAAAAUAGCUGUUACAAAUUUUUCAAAAGCAAUAAAGAAUUAUUAUAUUUGAAAUAAACUCGUCAUGAUUUAGAUAUCGGA
Messenger RNA from Dermatophagoides farinae (American house dust mite), 1026 nucleotides. Its product is annotated as nucleoside diphosphate-linked moiety X motif 6. Lineage: Eukaryota; Metazoa; Arthropoda; Arachnida; Sarcoptiformes; Pyroglyphidae. The record is from RefSeq and is a predicted model, not a curated record. Gene Ontology annotation, molecular function: NADH pyrophosphatase activity; ADP-ribose diphosphatase activity; NAD binding.